AUGAAAGAAGAUAUAAAACUACUUUCAGUAGACUGCAAUGAAUUCAUUUGUUCGAUUUGCUAUCAGGUUUUCACUAAGCCAAUCAAAACAUCUUGUGGGUAUUGAUCUAAUUCGAAGUUAGGCAUAACUUUUGUAUUAAAUGUAUCACGAAAUGGGUACAAAAAAAGAAACAAUGUCCUUGCUGUAGAAAAUGGUGUUCUAAUGCCACUGUUUAAGAAAAAGAUGAAAUUCUGGAUGAGAAGAUAAGUUAAUUAAAUGUAGUAUGCUUAAAAUGCAAUAAAUGGACUGGACUUAUGAAGGACUUAAAAACUCAUCGCUUCGAUCAAUGCACAACGUAUUAGUCAGAAAAUCAUUCAAUUCAAUACUAGGUUGUUGAGGACGACCCAAAUGAUAACUUAUCUCAUAUUAAGAAAGAACUUCUUUCAAUAAAAAACUAAUAGAAUUUUAAAUAGCUAAUGGAAUUGGAAGAUGAGGAUUUUUUAUUUGAAAAAAUUCCAAUUCAAUAAAAAACUAAGAUAAUUAGAAAGACAAGAAGCCAUAAAAAUUAGGAUUAAGAUGUUUAAUUCUUACAAGACGAUGAUAUAAUUAAGCUAAAACAAUCGGAAAUUUAUAUCAGAAAAUAAAUAAAAAAAAGGUUUCGAAUCUAAAAUAGCUUAUUAAAUGAUUUAAUCGAAAAGAAAUAUAAAAUAGAAACAUACCUCUUCUUUGUAACACUUUUUUAUAACCGAAAUGAGUGUUUAUUUUAAAAGUUGAGAAAUUAAAAUGAUGAUAAAUUAAGUGUAUAUUGUAUUUAAAAGUGA
Paramecium octaurelia is the source of this 800-nucleotide messenger RNA. The record is from the annotation of a GenBank genome assembly. NCBI's taxonomy places the organism in Eukaryota, Ciliophora, Oligohymenophorea, Peniculida, Parameciidae.